CGGCUCACGGAAGAUAUUUGCGAUGGCUCAUGAAGGCGAAACAGUUGCUCUUCCCAGAGGAGAGAGUGAGAGAGGGAGAGGGAAGCAGUUCUCUAACCGGCGAGCCGUGAUAAAUGUGCAAACCUUUGCCCCAAGGAGGUCGAGAAUUUUCUAGAGGCUUCUAGAUCCCCAGACGGGAACUCACCUUCCAUCCGACUCCUCACCCGGUCGGCUACUCUCCUUCCGGUUCCUCGCGGGAAUCCGAGCUUCACCACCAGAAGCCUAAUGCAGGAUUUCCAGUCGAUACCGGGCGUCUCCGGCCGCAUCUUCGGCGGCGGAGGAGGAGGUGGUGGAGGCGGGGCGGAUGUCCGGCGGCUAAGGGGGUACCCGGCGGCAGCGCAGCAGCAACCACCGGUCAAGUGCCCGCGUUGCGACUCCACCAACACCAAGUUCUGCUACUAUAACAACUACAAUCUCUCCCAGCCCCGCCAUUUCUGCAAGGCCUGUCGCCGCUACUGGACCAAGGGCGGCGUCCUCCGCAACGUCCCCGUCGGUGGGGGCUGCCGGAAAACCAAGCGCUCCUCCUCCUCCUCCUCGUCCAAGACCUCCAAAUCCUCCUCCACCACCGGCGAUGGCGACAAAGACAGCCGCCGGCCCUCCGCCUCCCGAUCCAGCAGCGACAGCUCCAGCCUCACCGCCGCCACCACAGAAGCCUCCGCCUCCGCCUCCGCCUCCGCGUCCGCCUCCGUCUCCGCCUCUUUCCCCGACUCCACCCUCUUCGCCUCCUCCCAGACCUCCCACCCCAACCUUUCCUUCGAUCCGCCGCCGCAAACGGUGGCGCUGGACACUCUAGGUCACCAGGCGCCCGAGAUCUUCUCGCAGGUGGCGGCGGGCAGCAGCUUCACCGGCCUGAUGGCCACUGCUGCCACUUCACCGGCGGUCUUAGGGUUCAACUUCUCCGAUCCGCCGCCGAUCCGUGUCGGACCUCAGCAAUCGCCUCCCAAGGCGGCGGCGACGUUGGCGGAGGAGAUCAGGAUGCCGGGACUAAUGGAUCAGACGGCCCCCGUGGAUCUGCCACCCUUUCACGGGCGAUCGGGCGGUGGCGGUGGGGGACUCACCGGGCUGGACUGGCCGGCAACGGUGGACCCUUCCCUUUUUGAUCUCACCAGCGCCGUCGAUCCGGGUGCGUUCUGGAACCAAGGCCACUGGGGGGACGCCGAUCCCUCCCUCUAUCUUCCAUAAUUAGUCCUUCAUUAAUCUCCCCUAAACUAUAUUAUUAAAGAAAGAAUGAUUUCUAUGUAUAUCUUUUUUUUCUUUGUUUUUUUAAAUUGGGUUUUCUUUUGGAUGUGUUUGGUUUUCUUAUCUUUUUGUCGAUUACGACUGACCGGCUUUGUUUUCAAAAUUAAAGAAAUAUAGCAAAAAAUGCAAGGAGUUGCCUUCUUUUUCUCUCU
Elaeis guineensis (African oil palm) is the source of this 1430-nucleotide messenger RNA. Its product is annotated as dof zinc finger protein DOF5.4. Gene Ontology annotation, molecular function: DNA binding; DNA-binding transcription factor activity. NCBI's taxonomy places the organism in Eukaryota, Viridiplantae, Streptophyta, Magnoliopsida, Arecales, Arecaceae. Gene Ontology annotation, biological process: regulation of DNA-templated transcription. The record is from RefSeq and is a predicted model, not a curated record.